ACUUAACAAUUGAUUAUUUCAAUCAAAAAUCUGUCAUGUUAUUGAGAAGAAAUUGAGGUUAUUGUUUAUGUUUAACCAUUUUAGUAAGAAAUUCAUGGCAAAAAACACAUAAAUAACCAAUGUGACAUUAAACAUCAGCCAUGUCUUUGACGAAAAUCCUGAAGGCGCCUUGCAAACUGUUCAGGAAGGAAAAUAUAUCGUUUCUUAUAAUUCGUCGAUACGAUAUCGGUCUUCCCAACGACAAUCUGCGCUACCUAUCAGUAAAACCCUCGGCCUCCAUAUCGGUUCUGCGGCAGAAAAUAUGGCACUUGUUAGACCUGCCGGAUUUCUGCGAAGAGGUUAUAGUUCUCAAGUCGAACGACAUCGAGUUACCGUUGACAGAACUACGGAAAGGGAACGAUCCUCAAAAACCGUUCAUACUUGAGGUGUGGCCGGCGACUAACAAGCAAACAUUCAAACAUAACAUGUUGACGAUGGGUAGCGACAUUCGUUCCUUCGCCGCGACGUCCGUUACGGAUUGCGACAACAAAUCACAAGCAGAGUCGCAACAGGAUUUCAAAGACAUGGAAUCGACCCAAACCGUGCCGGCACCUACUAAAGAAGUCAAUAAAUUACGACAAAAGUGUUUUAUGAACACCUUGCCACCGGAAUACAAGAGCUCCGAGCUUUCUUGCAAGAUUUCCUCAACGUCCUUAUUAUUCAAACUACCCAGUCGAAGGAAUCGAGAAAACUUCGGAAUUAUCUUACUCAAGCUUCAAGACGACCUGAUGGCUCUAAGCGAGAAAUUGUCCACUUUAGAGGAUAAAAUUAAACCUUAGUUACAUUGUGUUGUGAAAUAAACAUGUUACU
Cydia amplana is the source of this 849-nucleotide messenger RNA. RefSeq lists its product as uncharacterized. NCBI's taxonomy places the organism in Eukaryota, Metazoa, Arthropoda, Insecta, Lepidoptera, Tortricidae. The transcript is spliced from 4 exons. The record is from RefSeq and is a predicted model, not a curated record. The coding region runs from base 141 to 818 and encodes 225 amino acids.